This is a messenger RNA of Gopherus evgoodei (Goodes thornscrub tortoise), 1564 nucleotides long. RefSeq names its product skin secretory protein xP2-like. The transcript has 7 exons. The coding region runs from base 480 to 1544 and encodes 354 amino acids. Lineage: Eukaryota; Metazoa; Chordata; Testudines; Testudinidae. The record is from RefSeq and is a predicted model, not a curated record.
CUGGGAUUUUGGUCCCCCCCCCGUGCCAGGAGUUGCCCUGUUCCCCCGGGCAGAGUCCCCCGGAUCCCAGCCGUGGCCUCGGGGCAGCAGGAGGAAGGGCCGGGUUGAGACACAAACCAGGUCUAGGAGCUGGCUGGGGAACUCGUUCGAAUUCUCACACGCUCGUCAACCCAUGGAUGGUGGCGAUAGGCUUGUUUCUGGGCGUGGGUCCCGGAGCGAAACCCAGAGAUCCAGGAUGUGAUGUCAGACGCAGAAGGGGCUAAAGAAGAACUGAGGCACAACAAGAAGUGAUGUCAGUGGCGGAACAGGAAGUGAUGUCAGAAGUGGCACAGACCUUUAUGGCAGGCCUGGAGGCAGAACAGGAAGUGAUGUCAGAGGCAGAAGCAGCCUAACGGGAGCGCCUGGAGCGAGAAGCUGGGAAGCUCUUCUAUCGCCUGGACCAGAUCAUCACCCGCAACCGGCAGGAUCCAGGACGCCUGAUGAAAGAGGCAGCGCUUGAAAAGCAGAACUUCACCCGGCGCCUGAGAGCAGCGUCGGCAGCCGUCCGGCAGCAAGUGUGCAGUGCGUCCUGUGGUGAGUCCGUCUGUCCGUCCGUCUGCCCCCCUGGGGGUGGGGGCCGCAGCUCCUGCAUCUCGCGCUCUAGGCCAGCCCCCAACACUGCUCCCUGGGGAGGGGCCCCCAGGAAUGUGGGGGGCUGGGACGGCUCCCCUGGAGGUGUCUCUCUAAUGGGAUCCCCCCCCCAAACAGGACGGCCUGAGCCCUUUGAUUUGUCUGAGUGCGACAGCUGUGAACGCCUCCAAGCUCGGUGCAGGGACCAGAGGGUCUGUGCAGGAGCUGCCGUGAUCCUGGCCAUGGGGCUGAGCCUGCUGGGGCUGGUGCUGGGAGCUGCAGUGGGGGCCUUCCUUUGUUACAGGAGGCGAGCGAGGCCGGCGGGCGGCACAGGGGCCGAGGAGGGGCCGGCGGCAGCCAGGACAGAGCCCCCGGCAGAGCAGCGGGACGGGGCCCCCGUGGACCUGGAGAAUGGGGCCCCCGCAGAGCAGGGGGACGGGGCCCCCGCGGACCUGGAGAAUGGGGCCCCCGCAGAGCAGCGGGACGGGGCCCCCGCGGACCUGGAGAAUGGGGCCUCCGCAGAGCAGCGGGACAGGGCCCCCGCGGACCUGGAGAAUGGGGCCCCCGCAGAGCAGCGGGACGGGGCCCCCGCGGACCUGGAGAAUGGGGCCCCCGCAGAGCAGCGGGACAGGGCCCCCGCGGACCUGGAGAAUGGGGCCCCCGCAGAGCAGGGGGACGGGGCCCCCACGGACCUGGAGAAUGGGGCCCCCGCAGAGCAGCGGGACGGGGCCCCCGCGGACCUGGGGAAUGGGGCCCCCGCAGAGCAGCGGGACGGGGCCCCCGCGGACCUGGGGAAUGGGGCCCCCGCAGAGCAGCAGGACGGGGCCCCCGCGGACCUGGGGAAUGGGGCCCCCGCAGAGCAGGGGGAUAGGGCCCCCGCGGACCUGGGGAAUGGGGCCCCCGCAGAGCAGGGAACCGGGGCCACGACUCAUUAAAUGUUGGCGUCUUUUCCCAU